Chenopodium quinoa (quinoa) is the source of this 2016-nucleotide messenger RNA. RefSeq names its product probable UDP-3-O-acylglucosamine N-acyltransferase 2, mitochondrial. The record is from RefSeq and is a predicted model, not a curated record. Bases 87 to 1013 code for a protein of 308 amino acids. NCBI's taxonomy places the organism in Eukaryota, Viridiplantae, Streptophyta, Magnoliopsida, Caryophyllales, Amaranthaceae. Gene Ontology annotation, biological process: lipid A biosynthetic process. The transcript has 10 exons.
AGCACCAAAGGGGCAAAGGUCCAAACUUUGAACACUCAAAACGACAAAACAAUUUCACGAAGAGAGAUAAAAACACAAAAUCAUCCAUGGCAUAUCUGGUACGAAACUUGAAGUUGUUGAUCACCAAAAUCUCAUCUUCCAAUACUUCGUCAUCUCAAAUUUUUCCAAGAGUAGCAAACUUACAAAGUUCUGCUUCGCCUAUUACCACGUUUCGUAUCCUCAAUACGUUUCAUUCUCCAACUUGCUCGUUUCGUUCCUUUGGAUCUCCUGCUUCUGAAUCUGACAAUGACAUGGUAAAUCAUCAAGGGUUCCAGAUGUGGAGUAACGGAGGUGGCUUAUUUCACACUUCAGCUUGUAUUGAUCCGACAGUAGUUGUCGAGGUUGGUGCUGUUGUCCACCCAAAAGCUACUUUGGGUGCAAAUGUUCAUGUUGGAUCAGGCGCUGUUAUUGGACCUAGUGUUACAGUGGGUCAUUCUACUACACUUGGGUACAAUGUUGCGCUGAGUAACUGCUCCAUUGGUGAUUUGUGUGUUAUUCACAGUGGAGUAUGCAUCGGACAAGAUGGAUUUGGGUUUUUCGUAGAUGAACAUGGUAACAUGGCAAAAAAGCCUCAGACACUUUAUGCAAGAAUAGGAAAUCACGUGGAGAUAGGUGCAAACUCAUGUGUUGACAGGGGAAGCUGGAGAGACACGACAAUAGGAGAUUAUACCAAAAUAGAUAAUCUAGUCCAGAUUGGCCACAAUGCAAUUAUUGGCAAGAGUUGUAUCCUAUGUGGACAGGUUGGAAUUGCUGGUUCAGUGACGAUAGGUGACUAUGUUACAUUGGGUGGCAGAGUUGCAGUUCGUGAUCAUGUCUCCAUUGUUUCUAAGGCUCGUCUUGCAGCAAUUAGCUGUGUCACAAAGGACAUCAAGGAGCCUGGAGAUUAUGGUGGCUUUCCUGCGGUCCCUGUCCAGCAAUGGCGCAGACAACUGGCCGCUCAACGUCGGAACUGGAAGGACAUAAAGAACUCUUGAGACUAUUAACAGCUGCUUUCUUAAUACUGGCUUCCUGUGUUCUUGGGUUGAAACUUGAAAGAGCUAUUAUGGUUACAAAUGCCUGUUAUUGUGACCUCCUUGGUGAAGCUGCUAGAAAGAUAAAAGAGUUUCAGCUGUAAACUAUCCUUCUGAUGCAAUUGCUGCUUUCCUGAUGCAUGUUGGCUGUUAAUAUCUAUUUUUCAUAUGAGACAUGGAACUAAAUAUUGGAGAGGAUUUUUAAGAUGCAACUUCGGGAACUUCUGAAGAGAGCAGCAUGCAGUCUACAAUUUGUCAGAUUACCAAGUUUCUUUUUCUUCAGAGGAUUCUAUUUAUGACAGCGUUCAAAGGUAUAAAGUACUUUUUUUCUACAUAUGUAGUACGUAUAUUUUUUCUACAGCAGUGAUAUCACAAUUUACGAAUACGUUGAAUAUUUUGGAGUCUGUUUUGAAGAGCUUGCUUACAGGCAUACAACAGUUAACUUGAAACCUUAAUAAGGCUAUAAAUUAAACUCCUUAAUUAACAUGUUUGCUAUACAUGAACAUUACUGCUGAAAGGAAAGGUUCAAUAAUUCUAUAAUUACUAUGCUUCCCCUGUUACCAUGAACAAAGGUGACUUUUCUUUGCUAACUUUGGAGUUGUAAAAGUAAGGAUAAUACUUCGUACAUCACAAAGCAGUUCUUCUUCAUAGGAUGAUUUGGAGAUGUUAUUUAGCAUGACCCUUUGCAGAGAUUUACCUUCUUUUUCCCUGAAAUCUUUCCAUCAGAUCCAAUUUUGAACUGACCUUGAUAUCUUAGAUUAAGUUUCUUACUGGUACGACCCAAAUCUUGAUAUUGAAUUUCUGUCUUGAGUUCAACCUUCAACAUUGCUUCAGAUGAAUUUGAUAUUGCCUUACGAAGGACUUCCCAGUGAUGAACAUCAGCAUCAAAAUGAUCAGAUACCAUGUUUGUUUUGUCUUUAGGUAAUUGAAACCCAGGUGCGAUAAGAUUCUGUGUCUGUCCCAAAGU